ACCAUGGCCAGCCAAUUGUGUCUUCCCAUCCUCCCAAGACAGCAUACUUUGGGAACAUCCUUGACUCCACACUUCGGGAACAUCCAAGAGGGCAUUCAAGUGGCUAUCCAGCGCAGCAAUGGGCAGAUCCAUCUGGCUAUGGUUAGGGAGAUCAAACCAGAAAGCUCUUGGGUCACAGUAGAGUGGAUAGAAAACGGUGUCACUAAAGGUAAGAGGAUUGACGUGGAGACCAUCUUUCUGCUGAACCCAGCUUUGAUCUCUGCCCAAGAACCCAAUUCAUCCAGGUCCUUCUCUUCCCUGUCUUCAGUGCCUUCUUCAGCCACUGGGGACCAGCGUAUGGUCUCAAAGUGGACUGCAAAGACUUCCCAAAUCAAAGAAAUGCCUUCAGUGGAGAGCCUAACCGAAUCUGUGAGGGUUCCCAGCAAACCUAAGCUGAUGAAGCAGAAAAAAUCUCCCUGUGUACGGGAAAUAGAAAAAUUGAGACUCAAGAGGGAGAACCGCCGAAGGCAGCAGCUAGAAAUCCGAGCCCAGCGUGCCCUAAAUAUCAACUCUGGAAAUCCCAACUACCAGAUCAUGGAGAUGAUAGAAGAGUGUCGCAGACAACUACACAGCAACAAACUGAUUGCCUUGGAGCCUCGGGAAGACCAUCGCAUCUGCGUCUGUGUAAGAAAGCGCCCCCUUAACCAACGAGAGACCAACAUGAAUGACUUGGAUAUCAUCACCAUCCUCUCAGAAAACGUGGUCAUAGUACAUGAGUCCAAGCAAAGGGUGGAUCUCACUCGCUAUCUGGAGAACCAAACCUUCUGCUUUGAUCAUGCCUUUGAUGACACCGCAUCCAAUGAGUUGGUGUACCAGUUCACUGCCCAGCCGCUGGUGGAAUCCAUCUUCCGCCGGGGCAUGGCCACUUGCUUUGCCUAUGGUCAGACGGGUAGUGGGAAAACCCACACCAUGGGUGGAGUAUUUUCAGGAAGGAAACAAGAUUUUUCAAAUGGCAUGUAUGCCCUGGUGGCACAAGAUGUUUUCCUUCUCCUUCAGAGCUCAACUUAUAAGAGCCUGGACUUCAGAGUCUAUGGGACCUUUUUUGAGAUUUAUGGGAGCAAGGUUUUCGAUUUGUUAAACUGUAAGAAGAAACUGCAGGUUCUUGAGGACAGCAAUCAGAAAAUGCAGGUGGUUGGGCUACAGGAACAGGAAAUGUGUUGUGUACAGGAUGUGUUGAAACUGGUGGAAUUAGGCAAUAAUUACCGGACUUCUGGACAGACAUCAGUCAAUGCUCACUCAUCAAGGAGCCAUGCUGUGUUCCAAAUAAUCCUCAAAUCUGGAGGGAAACUUCAUGGCAAGUUUUCCCUCGUUGAUUUAGCUGGGAAUGAAAGAGGAGCAGAUACUGCCAAAGCCAACCGAAAAAGGCAGCUAGAAGGUGCAGAGAUUAAUAAGAGUCUACUCACACUGAAAGAAUGCAUCCGGGCUUUGGGGAGGAACAAGUCUCACACCCCUUUCAGAGCCAGCAAACUCACACAGGUGCUCCGGGAUUCUUUUAUUGGUCAGAACUCAUUUACUUGCAUGAUUGCUACUAUCUCUCCCGGUAUGGGUUCCUGUGAAAACACGCUCAACACUUUGAGAUAUGCCAACAGAGUGAAAGAAUUACCUCUAGAUUCAAGGCCCCCUCAACAUUGUUCCCAUCCAGUUGGAUAUGAGGUACCAAAGAUGUUGCAAAAUCACAUCAGAAAUGCAGAUGUGUCCCUUCAAACAGAUCAGUUCGUUAGAAAUCCAGGUAUUCAAAAUGAAGCAAAGGACAACACGAAAGACAACAGAAUAUUGUCCACUCCAUUUAUUCAAGUUCCAAGAGUUUUAUUGAAGACAUCCGGUCAGUGGUCUGAAAGCAGUGUGCAGAAUCCAGCUGAUCUGAUAAAUGCUGACGUUGAGUUUUGGAUUGCCCAGUUAUUAUUCAUUUUGGAUGAAAAAAUAGGUAUUCUGACUAAGAUUCGAAAAAACCUGAAAUCAUUACAAACUGACCUUCAAAAGAAGCAUAAGAUAGAGUGA
Messenger RNA from Suncus etruscus (white-toothed pygmy shrew), 2037 nucleotides. RefSeq names its product kinesin family member 2B (gene KIF2B). Bases 4 to 2037 code for a protein of 677 amino acids. NCBI's taxonomy places the organism in Eukaryota, Metazoa, Chordata, Mammalia, Eulipotyphla, Soricidae. The transcript has a single exon. Gene Ontology annotation, molecular function: microtubule motor activity; microtubule binding; ATP binding. Gene Ontology annotation, biological process: microtubule-based movement. The record is from RefSeq and is a predicted model, not a curated record.